AUGUAUAUCAAUUUGAACUUCAUUUGCAAUAAUGAAAUGAGGCCUUUCACUUUAAUAUCUUUGCACUUCAACCACCUGGAGAUGAAGACCAUGAAUUCCUUCGAAUCAGCCUUUGAGCCCUUUUCAUCAGAAUAUUGUUGGGGAAAUUGUCUUGAUCAGUGUCAUGCUGGAAGCGCAAAAGCUGCAAUUGGUAAGUUCAUACAAUCACAUUGUAACCAAGACAAAAUAUCAUGAUGAUUAAGUGAUUGUAAUGGAGAAAAAUAUGAACUAGGGGAUUAUGAGUUGAUCCAGUUUAAAAUUCUCUGAACCAACAUCAUGAGACAGCAGACAGUAAAGAAAAUUAUUCAUGAGAUCUGGCAGUCAGAGAGGGUUCAGCAGGGCUAAGAUUUCAGAUGUUUUCUCAUACCCUUCAAUCCCUGAUAAUCUGUUUCUUAUCUCUUUAUCAGAGGGUAUGUCAAGACGUCUUGCUGUUGAAUGGGGCCCAGAUGGCAUUAGGGUAGACUAUGUUGCACCUGGUGCUGUGAAAGACACAGAGGGUUUUUGUAGACAAGGUAAAGAAUUACAGGGAAAGAAAUUCUGUACAUUUUACCUGCACCUAAUGCAAUUUUCAUAUCAUAUAAUUUUCAUAGGCUUAGAACAGGAGAGAGCCCUUGGCUGCAAAUGUGUUGAUUGCUAUGGUGACCAGAAACAAUUUUGGCAUCCAAAGUUUCAGAAAAAGCAUUCUGUAUUUGGCAGACAUGUGGAAAGCUUUUAAAUUCACAUUGUUAUUAGUAAGUUUUUAGAGUCUAAAGUUAGGCUAAGAUAAACAUUUGGUUACUUAAAAUGAAAUUAAUUGUGGAUAUGUACAAUUACUACAAGAAUACUUUUCCUGGCUGAAAGCUAGUCUAAAAAUCUUUCAUAAUCAAUUUUUAACAUUAAAUUUACCAUAAUCCCUGUUCCACUUACAAGUUAGUGCAGUUCACAAUUUUCUUUUACUUUAAGUCUAAAGGAAGCUUUAACUGUACUUCAUCUUCACAGGUGGCAAACAUCUUCCACCAAACUUCAUUGAGAAUGUACCUUUACAAAGACUGGUUUCUCGCCAAGAUGUGGCAGAUAAAGUGUAUUCUUUCUGGCUAGCAGUGCUUCAGCUUUUAUCACUGCAAACACACUCGUGGUAG
Messenger RNA from Pocillopora meandrina, 1157 nucleotides. Lineage: Eukaryota; Metazoa; Cnidaria; Anthozoa; Scleractinia; Pocilloporidae. The record is from the annotation of a GenBank genome assembly.